CCGGCAUCGCUCUGCUGAAGGCUGUGCACCCUUCCAUGCUGACGGAGAGAGUCGCUGUCGGCCUCAUGUCCUCGGUUGUAGCCCCAGAAAAAGCCCCCUCCAACACCAUGGGCCCCAAAGAGGUGGAGCUGAUCCUUGUAAAGGAGCAGAACGGGGUCCAGGUCACCUCGACCACCUUAGUGGCACCCACACCGCCUCAGACCAAUGCCAGUGGGGAGGAGGAGAGGGAGACCUGGGGGAAGAAAAUCGACUUUCUCCUGUCGGUCAUUGGAUUUGCUGUGGACCUCGCCAACGUCUGGAGAUUCCCCUACCUCUGCUACAAGAAUGGAGGAGGAGCGUUCUUGGUGCCAUACAUGUUCUUCAUGGUGAUAGCAGGCAUGCCCCUCUUCUACAUGGAGCUGGCGCUGGGACAGUACAAUAGAGAGGGGGCAGCAGGGGUGUGGAAGAUCUGUCCUCUAUUUAAAGGCGUCGGCUUCACAGUGAUCCUCAUUUCCCUCUACGUUGGCUUCUACUAUAACGUCAUCAUCUCCUGGGCGCUGUUUUACCUCUUCUCCUCGUUCACUGGCGACCUACCCUGGGUCCACUGCAACAACAGCUGGAACAGCCCCAACUGCUCAGACUGGGCCGACAACAGUUCAGUCAACGACAUUUACAAGGCCACUCCUGCUCAGGAGUACUUUGAUCGAGGCGUGCUCCACAUCCAGGACAGUAGAGGCAUCGAUGACCUGGGUCGUCCACGCUGGCAGUUGACUUGCUGUCUUGGUGUGGUGAUUGUUCUGCUCUAUUUCAGUCUCUGGAAGGGAGUCAAGACAUCUGGCAAGGUUGUGUGGAUCACAGCUACCAUGCCCUAUGUGGUCCUGACUGUGCUUCUGCUCCGUGGAGUCACCCUGCCUGGAGCCAUCGAUGGCAUUAAGGCCUACCUCUCGGUGGACUUCCUGAAGCUCUGCGACGCCAAGGUCUGGAUCGAGGCAGCGACACAGAUCUGUUUCUCGCUGGGAGUGGGGUUUGGUGUGCUAAUUGCCUUUUCCAGCUACAACAAAUUCAGCAACAACUGUUACAGAGACGCCAUCAUCACCACCUCCAUCAACUCUUUAACCAGCUUCUUCUCCGGCUUUGUGGUCUUCUCCUUCCUCGGUUACAUGUCCUUUAAACACAACGUGGCCCUGGACAAAGUUGCCAGAGAUGGUGCUGGGUUGGUGUUUGUCAUUUACCCAGAAGCCAUUGCCACAUUACCUGGGUCAUCAGUGUGGGCGGUUAUCUUCUUCAUCAUGUUGCUGACGCUGGGCAUUGACAGUGCCAUGGGUGGGAUGGAGUCGGUGAUCACUGGGCUAAUUGAUGAAUUCAAAUGCCUCCACAAGCACAGAGAGCUGUUCACCCUCUUCAUCGUCACCGCCACCUUCCUCAUAUCCCUCUUCUGUGUAACAAAUGGUGGGAUGUAUGUGUUCACCCUGCUGGACCACUAUGCAGCCGGAACAUCAAUUCUCUUUGGAGUGCUUAUUGAAGCCAUCGGCAUCGCGUGGUUCUACGGAGUGGAUCGUUUCAGCGACGACAUCGAGGAGAUGAUUGGCCAGCGACCAGGCCUGUACUGGAGGCUGUGCUGGAAGUUUGUCAGCCCCUGCUUCCUCCUGUUUAUGGUGGUGGUGAGCUUCGCCACGUUUAACCCUCCAAACUACGGCAGCUACGAAUUCCCUCAGUGGGCCAACACGGUGGGCUGGUGUCUGGCCAUGUCGUCAAUGACCAUGGUGCCGAUCUAUGCCAUCUACAAACUCUGCACGCUGCCUGGAAAGUUUUGCAAUAGACUGGCUUAUGCCAUCACCCCAGAGAAGGAUCACCAUUUGGUCGCCAACGGGGAGGUUCGGCAGUUCACUCUGAAGCACUGGUUGGUGGUCUGAGUACUACCAGGAGAGAGGGAGAGGGAUACAGAGGGUGAAAGAGUGAGAGAGACAGAAAAUGAGGUUAUGGACAUUGGGUGGAUGAAUGACUGCACAGCAAAGACCUGGGGAGCAAAGAAUAAGAGAGAAAUAGCCAUUUAAAUUUACCAUGAUUGCGGCUGCGGGGGUGGGAGAUGUUUAAAAGUGCCGAAAAAAACAAACCCAUAGAAAACAGUGUUCUUUUCCAUAAAUACAAAAAAUCCUAUAGUCAAAAAAAUCAUACUGUGUAACUUUUCUUCACUUUGCACGUAGAUAACAAUAUAAUGAAAGUAACAGGGAUAAGGAGUUUGAGAUGCUACAGACAACAAUAUUAUGGUUUUU
This is a messenger RNA of Platichthys flesus (European flounder), 2252 nucleotides long. RefSeq names its product solute carrier family 6 member 3 (gene slc6a3). The coding region runs from base 36 to 1892 and encodes 618 amino acids. Gene Ontology annotation, molecular function: norepinephrine:sodium symporter activity; dopamine:sodium symporter activity. Gene Ontology annotation, biological process: dopamine uptake involved in synaptic transmission; sodium ion transmembrane transport. NCBI's taxonomy places the organism in Eukaryota, Metazoa, Chordata, Actinopteri, Pleuronectiformes, Pleuronectidae. Gene Ontology annotation, cellular component: neuronal cell body membrane; neuron projection; plasma membrane. The record is from RefSeq and is a predicted model, not a curated record. The transcript is spliced from 15 exons.